UUUUUCUUGCUGUACCGAACCGUGACCUCCAAACCGAGGUACGAACCGAACCGUGACUUCUGUGAACCGUUACACCCCUAAUAUAUAUAUAUAUGUUUAAAAAUUAGAAACAUGGGUGCUGAUUCAAAGACAUGGAAAAAAAAGAAAGUGUAAUGUGUAUUUGUAAAGCGCUUUGAGCAUCUGGAAAAGCACUAUAAUAAAUGUAAGGAAUUAUUAUUAUUAUUAAUAUUAUGGACCAGGCUAAAUAAAUCACAUGGAUGAAAGAAAUAAGAAAAGAUAACUCAUUAUUCAUCAGGCCUCCCCAGGCCUUUUGCACUGAACACUGAAAUAUAAUGACAUACCAUAGUGACAUUUUCUUCAUGCGACACACAAGGGAAUACACUGCCACGGAAAUAAAGAACAAUGACUUUUCCUUUACUGUAAAUUAGUUUACAUUUGUGAAUUUACACACAUUAUUUAUUUUGGAAUUAAAUGAUACUUGAAAUGAUCUAAAUACUGCUUUUCUCUCAUACAAUGUUCAAUAUUGUGUUAUUCUAAUGGGAUAUAAAAGUCGUUUUAUAUGCAUGUGUACAUUAAUUCAAGCAACAGUAUUUCAAUAAAAACCUCCUAGGACUUUCAUGUUGUGUCUGCAUGUGGAAAGAAAAGAAAGGGUUCCUCUUUCUGGUUCAGUGAGAGUUUAGGAUAUCUUCGACACAAGAAGCUCUCUGAAGAGGACAUCUAAACAGAUUCCUGUACCACCGUCAGUUGAUGAACAUGAGGCGCUCUACAGACAUGUUCAACAUAUUAUAGGAACAAACCAAACCAACAAAGAGACUGCCCAAAUAAUUUAAAGGACAACGUUUCUCUGGACUGGCAAAAUGGCGAGUCUAAUUUAUUGGCUGUUUUCCGUUGCAUUUGUUCUUGGUGCAGUUCAAAUGGCCAGUGGUUACAGCUACAGCAACUGCAUUGAAGACGCCUACUGGAAAGGAACCUUUAAAUGUGUCAAUCGGGAGGAGACGAAGAUUACAAAUAUUACAAAAGACCUGCCGUCAUAUACUAUCAAUCUCACCAUCUCAAUUAAUCAUCUGGGGGUCAUUCCCGACAACAGCUUUGGUCAUCUCCAAAAACUUGAGCAACUCCGACUAGAUCGUAAUAACAUAACGACCAUCGGUCAAUUUGCUUUCAAGAACCUGCUUCAUCUCACGUCUCUGAACUUGUCCUUUAACCAAAUAUCAGAGCUUAACCCUGCUGUGUUUAAGGACCUGCACAACCUAACCUUUCUCUCGCUGACAAACAAUACAUUAAAGCGACUCCCCGGAGGCAUUUUCUCCACUCUUCUCAAACUGGAAACUUUAAUCAUGAGCCAAAACCAUCUGAACAACUUUUCAGAGGUCGCUGAGUCUGUGUCACAUUUAGUAAAUCUGACAAAAAUAGAUAUUUGCUUCAACAAUUUGACCUCUCUCAGCCACUCAAAUGUGUCACUACCCAAAUCCCUCACUACAUUAUAUUUGUCUAGAAAUAAUCUGUCUACAUUAGGAUGUAAUCAAUCCUUUCUCGAGAACAUCAAGGUGCUGGAUUUGUCUUACAAUCAGAGGCUGCCUACGAUGGCUUUUGAAGGAGUGGAUUUAAGGCGUGUAAGCUAUCUGCGUUUGCGUUCCACAAGUGUCAAGGUCAUGGAGUUUUUAAACAUCAGCAAUAUCAAUGCAGGUCACGUUGAUUUCUCUGACAUGGGCCUUGAAAAUGACACGGAGUUAUUAUGCAUAUUGUUAAAGGAAAAAAAUGGGGAAUCGAUAAAAAAUGUAAGCCUUGGUAGUAACAAGAUUGUGAAUCUGACAAAUAACAUUCUUAACCAAUGUCCUAACAUCACACAGGCUUUGGAUCUUUCCCACAAUAAACUGAGAAACAUAAGUUGUCUUAACUUUCUCGAUAGACAGACAAUGCUAAAGAGCGUCAAUUUAGAACACAACCAUCUCACCUUCCUGAAAUCUUGUAAACCACCACAAAUGGGUAAUUUAACCAAUAUAACAGAUCUGAGCUAUCGCUAUAACCGCAUCCUAUCGGUCGGCUCUUAUGCUUUCUAUCGAACACCAAAUAUCACGACACUACAGCUUAACAUAAACACAAUAGCUUAUCUCGAUCGUAAAGCUCUCAUGGGGUUAAACAAGCUGGAGACACUCCGUCUGGAUAAUAACCUCUUAACUGAUUUGUUCAGUGAGACCUUUGAAGAUACUUUCAACCUGAAAAUCCUCAACCUACGCAACAAUCGUAUCUCUGUCAUUUUUAAUAGGACCUUCCACAGUUUAAAGAAUCUUAACACACUGGACCUAGGAGGAAAUAAGAUUAGUCAUAUCACGCCAUCUGGCCUUGAUGGACUACAAAGUCUGUCCAAAUUCUAUCUCGAUGGAAACAACUUCCAAACGAUUGACACUUCCCUCUAUCGUGUAUUUCAAGACACGCUAACUGUUCUGGAUUUACAGAGUAAUCAGUUUCGUUUCCUCAAGGAAACGUACAGUUCACCAUUUAUGAACCUCAGCAAACUGAAGGAUCUGAAACUGGACGGGCAGCGACCACAUGGCCUCACAGUUUUACCCAAACAUUUUUUCCGUGGCCUCCACUCCCUGAAAUCUCUGUAUCUAACGAACAAUAACAUCUUCAAUCUUCCUCCCGAUGCCUUUGAUGAUCUGACAGGCUUACAUUUCCUCACAUUAGAUAACUGCUGUGUUGGGGUGACACAACUACAGCCAGGAAUCUUUAAAAAUCUAAGAAAUUUGACCCGAUUGACUGUUGAAAAUAUGGGUAUUCCGAACUUCACAAAAGAGGUUUUUGGGAAUCUCACAAAGUUGCACAUACUGCAGCUCAACCGCAAUGUCAUGCAGAGUAUUCGUUUGGACGCACUAGAAAGUUUACCUAAACUUCACUACCUCGACAUACGGAAUAUUCCUCUAAGCUGCACCUGUGAAAACAGCUUGCUGCAAAACUGGACAGUGCACAACAAAAAUACCCAGGUGGUCUAUCUCUACAAUCUUCCGUGCCCAAACCAAGAAAAAAGCAGAUUCCACAACUUUGACACCAAAGUUUGUUACAUAGAUUUGGAAGAGUACUUCUUCCUUAGCACAGCAGUUGUGAUCUUCCUGUUCACAGUAGCUCCUUUACUUUAUGUCAAACUGUACUGGAAAAUGAAGUAUGGCUACUAUGUGUUCAUUUCUUGGUUUGGUGAGCAGUGGCGCAGACUCAGAGAGAAGGAGGAAAAUUGCAAAUAUGACGCAUUUAUUUCCUAUAACUCCUCUGAUGAACAAUGGGUCAUGGACCAGUUAAUUCCGAACCUGGAGGGCAAUGGAUCGUCUUUUAAACUUUGUCUACAUCACAGGGACUUUGAGCUUGGCCGCAAUAUUGUGGACAACAUUGUCUCUGCUGUAUAUAGCAGCCGCAAAACUAUCUGUGUGGUGAGCAGGAAUUUCCUCAAGAGUGAGUGGUGUUCUCUGGAAAUCCAACUGGCCAGCUACCGCCUCUUCGAUGAGCACCGGGACGUCCUCCUGCUUGUGUGUCUGGAGCAAAUCUCAGAGAGGCAGGUGUCGUGCUAUCACAGCAUGAGGAAAGUCAUGUUGAAAAAGACUUAUCUGCAGUGGCCUAGCUCAGACUGCACUGACCCGACACAGGCCCAAGCGCUGUUUUGGAAUCAGCUAAGAAGGGCAAUAAGAUCCGGGAGCAGACAAGAAGCAGAGGAAAUUAACAAUGAAGUUCAUGAAGAAGAGGAACCUGGAAAUGUUGACACUCACACAUCAGAUGAAAAAUAUUACUUGCUUACUUGAAAAGACUUGAACAUUUUCAUUUGUGACUGUUGAGACAAACCUUUCAGUAUGUUCAAUGAAUGAUAAAAUGUUCUGCUGUUUGGAGAGGAACAUGGAAAUAUGGUGGAAAUGUGAAGUAUGAUCCAUUGUACUGUAAACUUUUAAUCCAUACAAGCAUUAAUCAGAGGUGUCAUUUAAUUUAUUGUGCUUUAAUUAAAAUGAUUAUUUCGUUGUAUUACACAAUUGUGAUAAUGUGUUUUAUUGCAGCCCACACAAAAUAUAUAAAAAAUGUUUUCACAAUAGCACAUCUGGCAAAGCUUCCCGU
Molecule: messenger RNA, 4092 nt
Organism: Gymnodraco acuticeps
Lineage: Eukaryota; Metazoa; Chordata; Actinopteri; Perciformes; Bathydraconidae
Gene: tlr21
Product: toll-like receptor 21
Exons: 2
Coding region: 858-3788 (976 amino acids)
Biological process (GO): immune response; toll-like receptor signaling pathway
Cellular component (GO): membrane
Molecular function (GO): protein binding; transmembrane signaling receptor activity
Source: RefSeq, a predicted model, not a curated record